Messenger RNA from Trichoplax adhaerens, 6831 nucleotides. RefSeq lists its product as uncharacterized. Gene Ontology annotation, molecular function: monoatomic cation channel activity. Gene Ontology annotation, biological process: monoatomic cation homeostasis. The coding region runs from base 1 to 6831 and encodes 2276 amino acids. The record is from RefSeq and is a predicted model, not a curated record. NCBI's taxonomy places the organism in Eukaryota, Metazoa, Placozoa, Uniplacotomia, Trichoplacea, Trichoplacidae. The transcript has 38 exons. Gene Ontology annotation, cellular component: axon; cation channel complex.
AUGGAACGCGAUAGCCCAUUUAUGAGGCCAAAACUGGGUAAAAACUGUGAUGGAAUAUGCGUGAUAUUAGAAAGAAUAAUUUGCGAGAAUAAAAUAUGUGGUUUACCAGAUGGACUCAUCAAGGCAAUCUCAUCAAUAUCGAGAUGGGAUUUUGUGGCGGCCGCUACGCCUCAUGUUAUACGUUGUUGCUCCGCCAUGCUAGCGAAUCGAAAUCAGUUUGAUAGAAUGAACAUCGCUGAAACUAAAUUAAUGUACACCUUACACUGGAUUUUGCUGGAUGCUCGAAGUGAAUGCAGUACUGAAUGUAUUUUAUCCAUGGAGGUGAUCCAAUUAUUUGUUCAAUUAAUGGUGCCCCAUGCUUACAAUCUUAGAGAUGCGGACUUAACAUUUAGACUAGAAAAAGGUAUUAGAAUUUGGAAAGCGUUGAGACAUCAUCAAGCACCAGAGGUACCCGCUUUUACCGGCCAGUCUAUUAAUCAGAAUCCAUUAUUACAACAUAAAAUGGUGACUAAUUUUGAUACUGCUGUAGUGCGAUGUUUAACUUCCUCAAAUUGGUCAGAACAAGGUAUUACUUGGGCUAUUAUUUAUUUGCAGCAACAGCUAACCUACUCUAUCAAUUCAAUGUCUCAGCAAUUGCUAGCAGAUAGUGAUAAUAUUCGAGAAGCGCGCUCAGCCUCUUGUUCUCGAAUGCGCAAUACUAAGCGUCAUGUCCUUCAACACCAGCAACGAAGUUUAGAUCACCGCUCCGGUAAAGAGAAUACGCAAACGACCAACCUCACAUGUAAUCCCUUAAUGUUACAUCAAUUAGCCGUGAAUGACAUUAGCUGUGGAAAUAGUGAAGCAGGAAGCAGUAGUGAUAUCGAUGAUGUUGAUUCGGCAUCUAAGGAAGCCUAUGAUCUCUAUCGUGCUAAUAUUUCAAAUGCAUUCUGCCACAUCGUCAGGGGUCGAGCAAACCCUAGAUUAUGUGAUUUAAUUUGCGCUUAUACCUUAACUGUUAUAGAUUCUAAUUUUUUACCCUGGAAGUGCCUAGAACAUUAUACUAGCCAGGAAAAAGGAAAGCAAUUACAGGACAUGUUAGCCGUAUACAUGGGAAAAGAAUCGUCUAGUAAAUCAGAUUUAAGCCAUGAGGCUCUUCAACAAGUCGGUCAAGCAUAUGAGAUUUAUAAUUCUAUUUUAAUUCUCGUCGUCAAUGUAUUUAAACAUCUUGGUUGCCAGUAUGGUUGUGGCGAGGGCAUCCGAGGCACACAUGGCGAUAAACUACGAUCCCAAACUAUUGAUAUACUGAUACGAUUACGUAACACAAGUAAGGUAUUUUUUACCGCUUGCCUGAGAAAUUUUAUCGUCAAUAAUGCAAUACAAGAUACUCUAGAUUUCUAUCAUGCUUUAUUGGGAUUUUGCUGUGCAGAAAGUGGCACAGGUAAUGACAUGGUACAUCCUAUGAACAGCCAAAAUUUAGGUUCAAUAGAAAACUAUUUGCUCCUAUCGACAUUACAGACAUUUUUGCAUCAAUGCCAACAAUUUGAUAAUGCCACUCAUCGAAAUGCGACACUCUCAGGAGAAAUUCGCCAAUUACUGCGACAUAUUAGCCAUGAAUAUCCGGACGUUUAUUCACGGAUUGUUCUAACCAUUCUUGUCAAGUCUUGUAAAUUAUCGAAUCGAUCACCUGGGCUCUUUAGCAGUAGCGUACCUUGCUCAGAUUCUGUUCCUUCAUCAGACAGUGAUUUUACUGUCUCUUGUUCAUCAUCAUUUUCCGGCAAUGCUGAUUCAUCAGCCGUACAUAAACCAAGAAGCUUAUUAAAGAAGUUACUAACAUCAAGUUUCAAAGAAAGAUCGGAUACAAAAAUGAAUAAAGGAAGUAGAGGUGAAAUAUCGCCGAGUCAUUUACCAUCUAGCAAUACUGCCAGUAGUUCCGUUAUCCAGGACACUGGAGAGAUUACGGAACAGCCAAUGACGGAUAGAAGUACUCAAUCAUCGGCUACAUAUGCAAGUAAAAGCCGUAAUGACUAUGCAGCUGAAAGAAUCCACAGCAGAAAUACUGGUGCAUCUGUGUGGAAAAAGCACUUAUCCUUCCUUAAGUUAGGUCAAAAGGCCAAAAAAUUACGCCGAGAAUCCAGCAUUUUAUCCGAAGAAGGUUCUGCUUACGCUAACUCAAGUGCUAGUAUUCAAGCAAUGGAAAUUAAGAAAUAUUUAGAAAAUUUAAAUUGUGGAGUUUUGGAUUUUUCCUUUUUAAUUGAAUGCUCCCAACCAGGCUCUGUGCCUAGCCCCGCUUUGUUAACUGCCAUAUUCAAUCUGAAAUCACCGAUUGUUGCGAGGGCUCUUAUUUUUGCUCAACUUGCUCAUCUUGUGAAUCGAUGCCGUCAUAACGAAUGGCCCACAUGGAUGACGAGAAAUUAUUUACAAGGUCGUUCGACUACAGCUGUUAAACGGCGAAACGCUCGUCAUAAGCAAGCAGUAGCUGAAUCAUUUUAUCAAUGGGGUGUUGCCAUCGGCAAUAAAUUAAGGGAGUUACACGAAAGUGAAACAAUUGCAAAACAUAACAGUGCAGAAGCCCAUUUUGAACCUUUUGAGAUCACCACCUCUUGUCCCUAUUCAUUGAAGCUCGUUGCUUGCCAAUUAAUCUAUGAAAUUACGGCAUUUUUUGUGGAAAAUCCAAGUGUGAAGACAAAAAUCGAUAACUACAUAUCGCCUAGGAGAGAGGAGCCUCGUAGUAGCAGAGCAAGUGUUAAGCAGACUGUCGGUUUCAAGAGACGAAGGAGGACUAUUCGACAAAAAUCCAGAGCUAGCAGUGCAAAUUCCUCUCCACGCUCAAGAAGGACGUCCAAUGUUGAAAUAAAUGAUGAUGACAGCCCGCUUAAAGUGUCGAGUCAAAGUUUUGAUGACCGAAAACCUAUUAAAAGCCCAAGUGCAAGUGUUAAAGGUGCCCCUGCCAAUUUAUUUGAAAGGAGACAUUCUUCAGUGAAAUUGGCUAGGACUGUGGUCUAUGGCAUAUCAACAAGUAUUUAUUCACCGCGCAUGCAUGGCGGGCGUACUAGCAUUUCUAAAUCAUGGCGUAAAAAAUCAAGUAUGGCAGCUGCAGAAGUAGAAGUAGAAGCAAAGGAUGAUGAUAGCAGUAUUUUUAAACGUAGGAGCACAAAGAGGAGAAGGCAGUCGCCUCUAGACAGAACCAUAUCUGCGGAACUGGGUGGUGUAGAAAAUAGACGACGUUUUAUGUCAACUAGAGUCCGUAAAACCAGUAAAGGAUCCACGAUAAGCAAUUCAUUCCGACAAAGACUCAUCCAUACAGCAAGAAAAUUCGAACAAUCAGAGGAUAAUGAGCCAACAUCCCCAACAGUAAAAUCUAAUUUUGAUAUUGAUUCGUUCCCUUGGAUUCGGUCAGUUCUACAGCUAUGCACAGAUAAAGACUUCAGCUGCAAAUGUUUGCAGCAAGGUAACAGUAAAUGUUAUGUUAGCUGUCAUCGCUUUCAGACCGAUUGUUGCUACCAACUUUCGAACAUCAUGAAGCUAGUUUGCAGUCGAAUUCAUAUACCCGAUGAGUUAUUUAUUGCCAUUUUGACAUCAAGCAAGAGUCCAUAUGAAAAUUUUACUUCAUCAAAUAAAAGAUUAACUCCGUUUUUAACUUACUUAGAUAAAGAUAUGUCUUGCAUUGCUUGCUCACCAUUUUCAGUCAUGUCAACUGCUGCAGCAACUUUGCCUGAUUCAACCUAUGAAAGCCUUAUUCCUGUAACAUGGCAAUUGCUGUUAGAAUCGGAAUUAAAAUUAUCGUCUGUUGCUUCUACAGUUUUCCUCUUGGCCUCUUCCAGGAAAGAGGAAUAUGUGCAAGAACUCCUUCGAGGCGAAUUUAACUCAAAAGAUGCUUCACGUAUCGUUAAAUGUAUCCAAAGGUUUAGCAUCUUAUGGAGGAAUCGAUAUAAUAUGUCUCCUAAGCUUCCGCAUGCCGCUUAUAAAUAUUUUAAGUUCGGGCCACCACGUGUUAAAUUUACUUUACCUUCUCCUGCCUUGGGUCUACCAGCGCAAGCUGUGCCAGAUAUUUCGUGGGUUUUUGCAUCACACUACAGAAAUCCUGGAGACCUGGAUGAUAAGCUUUCCAUAGUUGGUUACCGAACUGAAGUAAUCUCUCAAAGAAGAGAAAAAAAAGAAAAAGAAAUAGCACAAAUGAAAGCAAAUCAGAGAGAAAACUAUAAAUUGCUCUCCAUACCGCUGAUAUCGCACGCCUGUAACCAAGACGAAGGCGAAGAAACCGAAGGGCAAGAUAAGGAAUACAAUCGAAUCAUGCAACAACCUUUCUUUCCUCCUUCGCUCACUGCUUCGGUAAUUGAUUUAAUAGCAUGCCUGGAAAAUGCUGCUACGGAUUUUAACGGCGUAUCUGUUAUGAAAACUAGCUUGCAAGUAAUAUGGUCUUGUCUGGUUGAAGAACCAUCGCUGUUUUUUCGACAUUUUAUCGAAAAUUUGUUGGAUCGUGGUUCUCAGGAUUUACUACUGCAAUCCAUUCGUAAGCUUUUGCUUUGCUUACCUUAUCUACCUCAGGCUGCAGCUCAUUUUUUACUGAAUCAUUUGGUUGGAGUUGUAAUGCAUCAAGUCAAUAAUCCAACAGAAUUUUCCAAGCGCUCCAUCAUGUCUGUAAUGUCAGUAGUAUGGCAGGUUGCUUCUCACGUCCAUGAUGUCAAGUUGAAAGAUAUCAAAGCCACUCUUCGAAAGGAGCAAAGCGAUUCGACGGUAUUAAUUUGCGCUGGAGGUCCGGGAGCUAAGAAAUUAAAGAUUUUUUCACCGGAAAAUCUAGAAACUGCUAUUGAAGUGCCGCUGCAUGAGGACAUGCAAAUGGGACGUGUUUACGAUUUUGCCAUUGCUCGAUCACAUUCACAUCGCGACGAGUAUUGCUUAAUAGACCAGAAGUCGGAUUAUGUUUUCGACUCAAAAGACUAUGUCAUAGAUUUCUACAGUCAUCGUAACAAUCCACCACCUAAUUUGUUGAUUAAGAAAUUAUCUCGCAAUGACAAGGAGCAACGAAUUUCUGCACAGAUUAUAACUAGAAAAUUGGCAGAAGUCGGGAAAUUACUUUUCACCCAAGUGCUAGUCCACGUUGAUGAUAAUCAGAUCUUACAGCAAUCCUUACAGCUCCAUUCUGAUUUAGUGAAGCUGCAAUCAUUCCCUAGGACCGCAAUUGAUGUCGAUUUCGUUCUUUGUGGUAUAGAGACCUAUGGUCGUGAAUUAAUCACUACAGAUAUUGUGCAAAGGCUUUCAUGGAUUAACUUUAUCUUGGAAUUGUUUCAAGGAAUUGGUUCGACAUCGUCAUAUUUAUGGUCUGAUGAAUUCACGUCGUAUAUUAAUAUCAUUAACGGAGCAAUAUUAAUGCAUAGUGAAGAGAAUAAUUGCUUCUACCAAUGUCAAUGCUUUAAUUCUUCAAAAUUUCUAUAUUCCAGUUAUAAUUGCAUCCUGCCGACAUUAAUACAAAUAUAUGCUCACCAUUAUCAUAAUUCGUUGGCUAAGCAAGCCAUAGAGUGCCUCGCUAUAAUAGAACCUUUGCUAUCAAAGCCAAACAUUGCCGUGAACGAAACCGAAAAAGACAACUGCUACGAUUCUGUAGAUUGGCAAUUCGACUUUAAAUUAGUUAUUCGCCUCUGUGUAGUAGUAUUUGUUUAUGCACCAGAAAGUAAAAGAAGCUUUCAGUUAAUGAGUAUUCUCAAUUUAUUAUUGCCCUACUAUUACGAUCAUCUCCGAGAGAAAACCCGAGUGAGCAAACAAAAACUUAUUGAUUGCAAGCUUGAAGUGGAUGCUCUAAACGAAAUUGCUUCUUCCAUCCAUUUAUUACUGAAGAACAGUAAAUUCAUGGCAAAGAGUUUUACCAUACCGCAAAAGUUAUAUAAUCAUUAUGUACUGCAUGGUGAUAACAAGUACAAAAGGAAAGAUAUGGAAAGCAGCAAUCAUAGUGUAUUCAUUGAUGUAACAAGUUCCAUAACUGCUAAUCAAACAUUUAGUUUAACUCGGCAAUCAACACCCCCUUACAGGCAGGGAACCUUCGAACAGGCAUCUAUGUUUCGUGAAGGCGAAAAAUAUGAUGGUGGUGCACGGAUCAAAGAUAGUCAACGCGGAGACUAUCUACUAUCUAUCGUGUCUACAUUUGUCACAGUACACUUGCAACGUCUAACUGAAUUAAGUCAUUACUUACCAAGGCAAUAUUCCAUUUCUGACGUCUUUGAUAAUAAUUGCUUUACGAUUAUUACCGAUGUGACCGUAUCUUUAUUCAAGCUGGCUCUUUAUGACUCUAGUGUAAUGCGAAAUGUGAAUAUCUCUAGAUAUUUUACACAAAUUAUGCCUGCAAUUGACUGGCUACACCCAAAUUUGUUCAAGUAUUUUCGAUCAUUUAUGAAGAAGUUAGAUAAAGUACUUCAUAGUUCAGCUAGAAUGCAAGCAUUCCAGACAUCCCAAAGUUGUGAAUUAAUCGUGUCUCUGGCAAAAGGAUUGACUACGAUCAUUCAGAAAAAGAAAGAAUUAGCUGGUGUUCAAACAGUACAGGGAGUAAUCAGUAGCUUAGUAUCCUUUCUAUACGAAAAUGUCCCUCCAUUUGAUGAAGGAAUUUCUGGAUACAAUGAUACAACUUUAAAUAGAGUACCCGAUGCCUUCCAACAAGCAGUGCUUGACUUGGUAGUUGUUGAACUUUAUACAGUUAAAGAAUUUUCAUGUUUAAGAGCAGCUUGCAAUAACGACUUCGAGUUUGGAGAUAAAACCGAAAAAGAGCUGGUCUUUAUCCGCUUUUUGAUACCUCUAACCUUCCAAAUUGCCAAGCAUAAUUUCUUAGGCAUGAAACUAACUUUUGAAUAUAUUAAGAAUGAGUGA